AUGAGUAGACACAAGGGCAGGUCCGGAACAGUGCCGUCAAACACAUUAUCAGCAUAUGAUAACAAUAGAGCUAUAGUAGAUAAUUCUACUUCAAAAAAAAUCAAUAAUUCUAAGCCUCGUCCCAUAAACUAUGACCUAUCAAGAUUUACAAUACCUAAAUCCAAAGUUACGACCAUACUUGAUGACGAUGAUCUCAAAGAAGAGACAACUAGUUCUACUCUGCGGAAUGGAGAGAGCAGUACCGCUGCUAAUAGAUCAUUGUUAGAGUCACAUAAUGAUAUGCCAGGUAUUCUUGGUAGCAAUACUCACCAACAACCAAAUGAAAUAACAGAAAAUUUUACAACAGAGGGCACAGUCAAAAUUGUCAGCAAAGCAUCAAAAGACCCUGUCUUCCAGCUGACUACAGCAUUAAGUGUUACUCUUUCAAGGGGCAAAGAUAUGUCAAGCCCAGUGUUACUUUUCCAAUUCAUGAAGAAGUCCAAACCCAUACAAGGGUUCUCGUUUACCUUAAAUGAUCAAACAGUGAGGUUUUGGUAUGGCUUCAAAGGUGAAGGUUUCGGCGUAAUAUUCCCCAAUGAAAAACAAUUCUUGUUGCCAAAUGUAGAUAGAAUCAAAACGAGAUGUCUUUCUUGGAUGGGUUCAUUAAGUUCUUCAGAGUCUGCAAAGUUUUUACAGCUCAUGGAGGCCUUUGAAAGAGAAAUGUGUUUUACGGGUGUAGAUGUAUCGUCAGACCGAAUAUUCAAAGUCAAGAAAAGGGAAAUUGAUGCAAUGCUUAAUGAAUAUAAGGCUUCUCCUAGUACUGGAACAAAUCAAAUGGUCCUUUUUCCUGAUCGGUACAAAUCGGAUAAACUCUUCAAUAAGUGCCCCAACUCGUCACUGAACUCUCUACAUAGAGGCAAACGCGGGUCUGGGAAUGGCACAGUUAUACAGCUUCCCGACUACAAACCGCUGACUUCAUAUCAGAACCAAACGCCAGACGAGACAGUAUCGCAAGAGAGUUUCUAUGGGAAUCAGUCUACCUCUGAAAAAACCACUGAACAUCCACCAUUCAUUUCUUACGUUUCUAAUUUGAGGCGUGUCACAAGGUCCAUAUCUGAUAACAAAAAACAUGGCGAUGUACAUCAUACAUCUGAUGAACUCAUGGAAAGUGAAAACCCGGAGUUAUUUGAACCCACCUUAUCUUAUACUUUCAAUGAUGGUUCCAAACUCUCGGUAACUAACCAGGACUUCAAAUGUUUGUACAAUAAUGAUUGGAUAAAUGAUACAAUUUUGGACUUUUUCCUAAAGUUUUAUAUUGAAGAAUCGAUAAGCGACAACGUAAUAUCGCGAUCCGAAGUCUACUUAUUUUCUUCUUUCUUCUACACUAAGCUUGUAAGUACAGAAGCAAGCAAAUAUGAAAACGUAAAGAAAUGGGUAAUUAACUCAGAUCUGUUUUCCAAGAAAUACGUCGUAGUUCCAGUGAAUAUGAAUUAUCAUUGGUUCGGAUGCAUAAUUGUAAAUUUGGACAAGUUGAAGGUAGCCAUAGAAGAGCAGUUAACCAAAAAGCUUACAUCAAAAGGAGGUAAUCUUAAAUCACCUUCGCUCUCAAAAACUGAGGAUGACCGAAACUCAAAUAUAGCAAGUGCUCCUACGAAUGUCACUGCAGAUAAUAUCGAGUUACCUACUGUAUUCCUUUUAGUCUUUGAUUCUCUACGACAAACGCAUUCAAGAUUAAUGGACGCUGUGAAAGAAUUUAUUAUUUCAUACGGCAGAGACGUUCAUAAUUACGAUAUUCAAAGAGAAAAGCUCAAAGUAAGAACAUGCCUUGUACCACAGCAACCCAAUAUGAGUGAUUGUGGUGUCCAUGUGAUAUUAAAUACUAAGAAAUUUUUUGAAAAACCGAAAGAAACGCUCGAUUUGUGGUUUGCAAAGUCGUCCUACAACCACUCUAAACUGGUAAACGAAUUCUUUGAAAAGAAAGAACGCCGUUUUGCAAGGAAAACCUUAAGAGAUGUCUUAUUACUUCUCCAAAAGCAACAAAUAGCCGCCCAUGGGAUAUCAUUGGGCCAAGAAAAGAAUGAAAGCAUAGAAGAGAAUCAUAGUGAUUUGGAGAUUAUAGAAGAUUUUGAGGCAAAAGAGAUGGAAACCGACACUAUGGAAGAAACAGGAGAGACCAAUCAUCCACCUAAUCAUAAUAAUAUGCAAUGCACUCCAAUCGAGGCAAAUCUGAAUAGCAAAGCAAAAGCGCCUACACCAAAUGUCGAGACUUCCAUGUACUUCUUGAAAUCCACACCAUCAAUCGAAAGAUGUACUCCAAACAAUGAUAAUAAGCAUGAGGACCAACUGAUUAUAGUUCCAGAAUCAUCCCAAAAUAGUGUUGCAAAUAAAGAUAUUAAUCUCGGAAAUAAAUCUGAAAGAGAUUUUUAUCAGUCUGCGCUUUUAAGUGAUGAUGACCAUCGAAAUGAAUCAGAUUCAUGUGCCGAUAUGAUUUCAAGUCAACCACCAGAUAGGGCAAACUUUAGGGAUCGAUGUCCUACGGCGGAAUUGGAUGACAUUGAAGAUUCAACUUCUGAUAAUGAAAAGUCCAAGGUUUAUGACAUUUCUUGUUCACAACAGAGAUGUAAUGUGCCAGUUUCACCUGGGAAGCUGUUGAAUGAGAAGCUGAAAACUUUGAGUACCAACACUGCGGUUACAAGUGAUGCUAAAUAUUCGAAUUGUAGGAAAUAUCAGACCGUUUCUUCGUUGAUCAGACAGUCACGUGCAAUUGUGGAUAAAACGAGAGAUUCUGACUCUAGAAUUACACGCUCUGAUGAUGAAAAUGAAUGUGGCGGAAAAUCUACUGACUCUAUAAGGAAACAACUCUCCAAUGAACUGCGAGAAUCAAAUACCGUGAGUUUGGGUAAAUCAUCGUCAUCUGACGGUGGCAAACUACAUCAACCUAACAGCUGUAGUCCUUCUAAAAGCUCCUCUCUUCCGUCAGAGGAUUUGGUUGAAGAAAUUGUGGAAGUACAACCUAUUCUUGAGAAAGUUCAUUCCAACAGAAAGGAUAACAAAAGGAAAAUUGUCCAUCUCUUCAGCAAUAAAGAAAAUAAAUCUUACGGCAAAAAUCCCAAAAUACCCAAAGCCAGCUUUUUCGAUCAAUUUGCAUCUAAAUAG
Messenger RNA from Kluyveromyces lactis, 3135 nucleotides. It is a transcript of the gene ULP2, whose product is annotated as SUMO protease ULP2. The transcript has a single exon. Bases 1 to 3135 code for a protein of 1044 amino acids. Lineage: Eukaryota; Fungi; Ascomycota; Saccharomycetes; Saccharomycetales; Saccharomycetaceae. The record is from RefSeq and is a predicted model, not a curated record. Gene Ontology annotation, cellular component: cytoplasm; nucleus. Gene Ontology annotation, biological process: protein desumoylation. Gene Ontology annotation, molecular function: SUMO-specific endopeptidase activity.